CCAGGUUCGCUUCCGGGAUUGGAAACGCACGUUUUCUGCUUGUCACUGUUUGAUUCUCCAGAAACAACGAGCUGAUGGCGAAAGACAAGAAAAAUCCCCGCAAGGGACAAAAAUCCAUCUUUAAUGAGGGAGAAAAAACACAAACCAAGAAGAGAAAACACGUGGAAGUGGAGGAAGCUCCAGUUCAGAUUCCAUGUGUCACAAAUCCAGAAAACAAAACGAGCAAAAAGGACAAAAAACUCAAGAAGAAGAAAAAGACAAGAGAAGCUGACUGGGAUCCAGUUGAGCUUCCUGAGGAAGAUGGAGAUCCUGAAGGACCUUUGACCCCUGAAGAGAAACGAGUCCUGGAAAGGAAGCUGAAGAAAAUCCGGAAAAAGGAGGAGAAGAAGAAGCUGAAGGAAUCCGGACAGGCCGACGCAAAAACCGCAGAACCCGGUCCGAGCGCGACCCAGCAGGCCUUAGACUACCUCACACGCUGGGCGCAGAACCGUCCGGCCUGGAAGUUUCAGAAGAUCCGGCAGACCUGGUUACUGCAGCACAUGUACGACUCCGAGAAGGUUCCAGACGAUACAUUUGUGGUUCUGCUUCAGUAUUUGGAGGGAAUGUUUGGACGAGCGAAGGAAACGACGGUCCAGAAGGCCUUGGUUCUGGUGGAGGAGUCCGGGAAGGCGCCGCAGGACGUGUCUGUCCAGCAGAGGGCGCAGCGGGCCAGAGAAGUCAUCCAGCUCUUCUCCUGACCCUGAGGGACUCCUGCACUGAAACGAGGCAGGAAGAGACCGAACCAAGGCAGCAGGCCCCUCUACAGCAGGCCCCUCUUUAGGGGCCUGCUGCUUCCUGUAAAUAACAUCCAACAUGAUUUUCUGUGCUACUAAAACCCAAAAACAGAAACUCUUCCUCAUGUUUGCAACAUUUUGAAUCUCUGACUACUUUCCAAAAAGAUGAUUUGAGUCUUCCAGACGUUGUUUUCACGAUGAGGUGGACGAUUAAAAGCUGGAAAAGCAGGAAUGUUUAUGGUUGGGACGCGUUGGGACACGUCGGACCUGUAAACAAGUCCGACUGACACGACGCUGUAAAACUCGCUGCGUUAUUUUAACUCACCUCAACCACAACAAGCUGCUCAAACAACCUUUUAUAUACAACAUGUCAUCUGUUCUGAUCAGAAAUUUACACACAUUCAUAACAGAAAAGAAAGCCACUUUAUUGUAAUUUUUUUUUUUACAAAUUUUCUUAAACAUUGUUUCUCCCAUGAAGAAGAGUGAACAAACUCACUGCUUUAUUUUGAUUCUUUAAAAAAAAAAAAUCAAGUGUAAAUUUGUUGAAAAUGUUUUUUUUUUAUCAUAAUAGUUUUUAGUGCAGCAUGUUAUUAGGCAGUGGGGUAUGGAAAUCCAGAAGUGCCACAAAUAACUACUUUUAUACAUAUUCUAAUUUACUGAAUGAUUUAUCUGUUUUGAAAACAGAUUUACAUACUUAGCACAGCUAUAAGCGGCAUAUUUAUUUGAUGUUUCUUAUAAUAAAUCAUUUUCUUUUUUGCUAUGAA
Molecule: messenger RNA, 1537 nt
Organism: Poeciliopsis prolifica (blackstripe livebearer)
Lineage: Eukaryota; Metazoa; Chordata; Actinopteri; Cyprinodontiformes; Poeciliidae
Gene: chlsn
Exons: 6
Coding region: 75-737 (220 amino acids)
Source: RefSeq, a predicted model, not a curated record